AUGGAUUUUGAAACUUUUAACACAGAUGAUCUUCUCAGAGAUAUCGGCCUUCUCUCUCCUAAAGACCAAAAAUCGAACCCAAUAGCCCUUUCUGAAACUUUAAAUUUAGACACCCUCCCAUCAACAAACUCCAAAGGUGCAGAACUCCUCAUAGUUUCCAUUGAUAUCGGCAACGGCAGCAAAGACAAUAUAAUAGUCCACGAAAACGACAAUAUUUCCCUCCUCGUCAAAAAUUUUUCUACCAAACACAACCUCACCCAAGAAACCGAAGCAGGGCUCAUAGCCCAAAUAAAAUCAAACUUAUACACAAAAGAAACUGAAACAAAGCAGCAAAUCAGCAGAAAAGACUAUGCAAAACAAUGAAGUGAGGAGCUAGAUAAACGGCUAUUUCGGCCUCCUUCAAACCACCCUUCUAUAUGUGAACAAUCACGGAAAAUCAUGCAGAAAAAAAUUGUCCCAAAUGUUUACGAAAGACUACAUAAUGAUUCUUUAAAAAAUAAAAUAAAGCAAAUUUCAUCACAAGAAAAUACAGUAAAAACUAGGCCAGAGUCCACAGAAAGGUCAGGGAGAUCAAUAGAAAGAUCAGGCAGAAACAAUUCUUGUGAAAGGCUAUAUAACCAAGGAAUGCUCAGCAAGCAAAAAGCUGCAAAUCAACGUGAAAAAAUAAAGCUGCAAAGAGAAGAAGAGCUCAACAAAGCCUUAACUUUCCAUCCAGAAAUAAAUAAAUUAUCAAAAUCUAUAGUAAGAGACUAUAAAAAGCCUGAAGAUUCUUUUUAUUUGCAUGAAAAACAUAAGCAUGAAUUUAUAGAAAAAGCUAAAGGCGAAAAAUUGUCAAGAGAGCAGGAAUUUUGCACUUUUAACCCUGAGCUGAACCAAAUGACAGAAAAAAUUCUCAGGAAAAGAUAUAAGCCUUUAUCAAGAAAUAAAUUCAGCGAACUAUAUGAAGAGGCUAAAGAACGAGAAUGGAGACAACAAGAAAUCGCGAGGUCUUUGUAAGCUUUAUUUAGUUAUGAGGCAGAAUUCCCAUUCCAGCCAAGUGUAAAAUUAAAUAGCCAAAGGACUGAUCCGAAUGAAUUAAUUGAUAGGCUAGUAAAUUCAAGAAAAGAAAUAGAAGAGCAUAUAAGGAAAGAAAGGGUCAAAAGAAAUGAACUAUGUGACCCAAGCACAGGCCAAGAGUUUUUUAGACCUAUAACUGGCAGAGCUCCUUCUACAAGGCAUAAAGAACUUCCAAUAUGGGACCAUUUGUAUAGCCAAAGCAAAAGCAAUCGAGACAGCGAAUUUCAGUCAAAUUUUCAGUCACAAAGAGAAUUUAACCCAAAAUCUGACGAAAUUUAUAGCAAGCUGAAAUAUGACAGAUAUUUGUAUAUUUUUCAGAAUUUAAAGCCAGAUUUAAAUGGAGAAAUCAGCGCUGAAACUAUAAAAAUGCAUACAGUGGAUCCUGCUAUAUAUAAAGUUAUAUCCCCACUCAUGGAAGAGCUAGAAAUGGUAGAAGUUACAUUGGAUUUUGAUGAGUUUUUUGAUAGCUUAGAAAACCUUAUGAAGGUAAAUUUUAUAUAGGCUUUAACCCCUGAAGAAAGAAAUGUUGUUUUAUCUAGAGGAAAAAGAGAAAACUCAGCCAGAAAUACCCCACAAAAAUCAAGAUCGUCGUCAGUUAAAACUAUACACAAAUUUUAUGAGAGGAGCUUGGAAUUUAAACAAAAAGUUGAUAGAAAAUUAGAAGAAGAGAGGAAAAGGAAAGAACUGGAAGAGCUUAAUGGCUGUACUUUUCAUCCAAGAAUUAUCCCGUAUAAAAGCGAGUUUGAAAAUGAAGAGUCCUAUGAGAAUUUCCAAGAAAAUUUUCCAGCGAUUUCUUAUUGUUAUGUCUAA
Messenger RNA from Blepharisma stoltei, 1866 nucleotides. The record is from the annotation of a GenBank genome assembly. NCBI's taxonomy places the organism in Eukaryota, Ciliophora, Heterotrichea, Heterotrichida, Blepharismidae.